Nelumbo nucifera (sacred lotus) is the source of this 4403-nucleotide messenger RNA. RefSeq names its product phospholipid-transporting ATPase 3-like. Gene Ontology annotation, cellular component: trans-Golgi network; plasma membrane. Gene Ontology annotation, biological process: phospholipid translocation; Golgi vesicle budding. The record is from RefSeq and is a predicted model, not a curated record. Gene Ontology annotation, molecular function: ATP hydrolysis activity; ATP binding; ATPase-coupled intramembrane lipid carrier activity. Lineage: Eukaryota; Viridiplantae; Streptophyta; Magnoliopsida; Proteales; Nelumbonaceae.
UUUGUUUUGGUUAGUUACCCGCUACAGGAUGGGGAAAAGGACAAGCGAGUGAGCGGCACGCGCAUGAAAGAUGUUGAACUUGGCACUAGAAUAGAAUUAAUAGAAUAAAAAAAGAAAAGAUAUAAAAGGGGGCAAAAUCAAAAUGCAGUUAGGGGGUGUGUUGAAUGCACCAUUACUGGUUAUCGUUGGCGCUAGUCCGUACAUAGAGAGGAGUUAGUGCACGAGGGAACGACGAGAAAAUUUUGAUGCGUUAACCGAUCCAAUCCUGGUUUUCAUCCCCCUGCUCGUCGUUCUCUCUCGUUUUCUGAAUUCUUUGUUUUUCUUUUCUUUUUCUUUUUAUCUCGAUACGUGUAUCGAGCUAUAUUCUACAAUGAGCGGAUGGGAAAGAGUUAGGUCGUCGAGAUCACGCAUCGCUGGGUCCAGAACCAUUUCCAGGACCUCAUUUGGGAGCGAGAGUCGGUCUUCUUUGCAAACCGUUCGUCUUGGUCGGGUCCAGCCCCAGGCGCCCUGUUAUCGCACGAUCUACUGCAAUGACAGAGAGGCCAAUUUACCUGUUAAAUUCAAGGGAAAUUCCAUAUCAACCACAAAGUACAACAUCUUUACCUUUUUACCAAAAGGUUUGUUUGAACAGUUCAGACGGGUAGCUAAUCUUUACUUCCUUAUGAUCUCUGUUCUAUCUACGACACCAAUCAGUCCUGUCCAUCCUAUAACAAACGUUGUGCCACUGAGUUUGGUACUUUUUGUCUCUCUUGUUAAGGAGGCCUUUGAGGAUUGGAAACGCUUGCAUAAUGAUAGGGUGAUAAAUCAUUCACCUAUAGAUGUAUUGCAAGACCAGAGGUGGGAAACUAUCCCUUGGAAGAAGCUUCAAGUUGGGGAUAUUGUCAGGGUUAAACAAGAUGGCUUCUUUCCUGCAGAUUUACUGUUCCUUGCAAGUACAAAUCCUGAUGGUGUCUGCUACAUUGAGACUGCAAAUCUUGAUGGUGAAACAAAUUUGAAGAUUAGAAAGGCGCUUGAAAGGACAUGGGAUUACUUGACUGCUGAUAAGGCCUCUGAAUUUAAAGGGGAAGUACAGUGUGAACAACCAAAUAACUCAUUGUACACUUUCACUGGCAACCUUAUGGUCGAAAAACAAACACUGCCUCUUACACCAAAUCAAUUAUUAUUAAGAGGAUGCAGUCUAAGGAACACAGAAUAUAUAGUUGGAGCUGUUAUAUUUACUGGGCAUGAAACAAAGGUUAUGAUGAAUGCCAUGAAUGUUCCUUCUAAAAGAAGUACUUUGGAGAGGAAACUUGACAAACUUAUACUUGCUCUUUUUGGUGCUCUCUUCUGUAUGUGUCUUAUUGGAGCCAUUGGCAGUGGUCUGUUCAUAAACCGCAAGUACUAUUACUUGGGCCUUGGUGAAAGUGUUGAAGAUCAAUUUAACCCAAGCAACAGAUUUGUGGUUGCCAUUCUGACUAUGUUUACGUUAAUUACAUUAUACUCAACAAUCAUACCUAUUUCUCUCUAUGUUUCCAUUGAGAUGAUCAAAUUUAUUCAAUCCACUCAAUUUAUCAACAAGGAUUUACAUAUGUAUCAUAUUGAAACUGACACUCCCGCACUGGCACGUACAUCUAAUUUGAACGAGGAGCUUGGUCAGGUUGAAUACAUAUUUUCUGACAAAACGGGAACUUUAACAAGAAACCUGAUGGAAUUCUUCAAGUGCUCAAUUGGAGGGGAGGUGUAUGGAGCUGGUAUAACUGAAAUAGAAAGGGGAGGAGCUCAGCGUAAUGGCACAAAAGUUGAGGUACAAAAAACAGUUAGUGAAGAGCAUGAGAAAGGCUUUAAUUUUGAUGAUGCCAGACUUAUGAGAGGUGCUUGGCGGAAUGAACGUAAUCCUGAUUCUUGCAAGGAAUUCUUCAGAUGCCUUGCUAUAUGUCAUACUGUGCUUCCAGAAGGCGAUGAAUCUCCAGAAAAAAUUACUUAUCAGGCUGCAUCCCCAGAUGAAGCUGCUUUAGUUAUUGCAGCCAAGAACUUUGGUUUCUUCUUUUAUAGGCGUACACCCACAAUGAUCAUGGUCCGUGAGUCACACGUAGAGAAGAUGGGUAAUAUUCAAGAUGUCUCUUAUGAGAUUCUAAAUGUUUUGGAGUUCAACAGUGUAAGGAAGCGUCAAUCCGUCAUCUGCCGUUAUCCAGAUGGAAGGCUUGUUUUAUACUGCAAGGGUGCUGAUUCUGUCAUAUAUGAAAGAUUGGCAAAUGAAAAUAAUCAGAUAAAGAACUUAACUAGGGAGCACUUAGAACAGUUUGGGGCAGCUGGUUUACGCACACUUUGCCUUGCCUAUAGGCAUUUGAGUAACGACCUGUAUGAAAGCUGGAAUGAGAAAUUCAUCCAAGCAAAAUCUUCAUUACGAGACCGUGAGAAGAAGUUGGAUGAGGUGGCUGAACUUAUAGAGAAGGAGCUUAUUUUGAUUGGUUGUACUGCCAUAGAAGACAAGCUCCAAGAUGGAGUGCCAUCUUGUAUUGAGACACUUUCUAAAGCUGGAAUCAAGAUUUGGGUGCUAACAGGGGACAAGAUGGAAACAGCAAUAAAUAUAGCCUAUGCAUGUAGUUUGAUCAACAAUGACAUGAAGCAGUUCAUCAUCAGUUCAGAGACUGAUGCAAUUAGAGAAGUUGAAGACAAGAAUGACCCAGUGGAGACAGCCCGCUUUAUCAAAGAGACAGUCAAACAAGAGCUAGGAAAAUGUCUUGAGGAAGCACAACAGUAUCUACAUGCAGUAUCUGGACCCAAAAUGGCACUUAUAAUUGACGGGAAGUGUCUAAUGUUUGCAUUGGAUCCAACUUUACGUGGAAGUUUGCUUAACCUGAGCUUGAAUUGUAGUUCAGUGGUGUGCUGCCGUGUUUCUCCAUUGCAGAAAGCACAGGUGACUAGCAUGGUCAGGAAAGGUGCAAACAAAAUAACACUUGGCAUUGGGGAUGGUGCCAAUGAUGUGAGCAUGAUUCAAGCUGCUCAUGUUGGCAUUGGAAUAAGUGGGUUAGAGGGAAUGCAAGCUGUCAUGGCUAGUGAUUUUGCAAUAGCUCAGUUUCGUUACCUCACAGACUUGCUUCUUGUGCAUGGCCGUUGGUCAUAUCUUAGAAUUUGCAAGGUUGUGACAUACUUUUUCUACAAAAACCUUACAUUCACUUUAACUCAGUUUUGGUUCACCUUCCAUACUGGGUUUUCUGGUCAGAGAUUCUAUGAUGAUUGGUUCCAGUCUUUGUAUAAUGUUAUUUUUACAGCUUUGCCAGUGAUCAUGGUUGGACUUUUUGACAAGGACGUCAGUGCAUCACUUUCUAAGAAGUACCCUGAGCUAUACAAGGAGGGAAUAAGAAAUUCCUUCUUCAAAUGGAGGAUAGUAGGGGUCUGGGCUUUCUUCGCUGUGUACCAGUCAUUAGUCUUCUAUCACUUUGUGACUACUUCAAGUUGCAAUGGCCACAAUUCUUCAGGCAAGAUAUUUGGCCUAUGGGAUGUCAGCACCAUGACCUUUACUUGUAUUGUGGUUACUGUUAACUUACGUCUUCUUAUGGCCUGUAAUUCAAUCACAAGGUGGCACUACAUGAGUAUUGGAGGCAGCAUUUUAGCAUGGUUUAUUUUCAUAUUUAUUUAUUCUGGAAUUAUGACACCAUAUGAUAGGCAUGAGAACGUAUUUUUUGUCAUUUAUGUCUUAAUGAGUACAUUUUAUUUCUUUCUCACACUUCUCCUUGUUCCCGUUGUUGCACUUCUUGGGGACUUCCUGUACCAAGGAGUUCAAAGAUGGUUCUUCCCCUAUGACUAUCAGAUUAUACAAGAAAUGCACCGAGAUGACCCUGAAGACACCAGCAGGGAAGUGCUAUUAGAAGUUGGAAGCCACUUGACAGCAGACGAGGAAAGGAGCUAUGCGAUCUCUCAACUCCCAAGAGAGACAUCGAAGCACACUGGUUUUGCUUUUGACUCGCCAGGCUAUGAGUCGUUCUUUGCUUCACAACAGGGCGUUUAUGCCCCACAGAAGCCCUGGGAUGUGGCCCGAAGAGCCAGUAUGAGAUCACAAUCGAGGACACCAAGAACAAAUUGAAUUAUGAGAAAGAAUUUUGUACAUUUUUUGACAUUUAACCUCAAAAAAUAUUGUAAAAUAGCUGUGCCAUAUCCUGGUUUCGAUUCUUUACCCAUUUUUUUCUUCCUCCACCAUACGAGCCGUUGAGGACUUAAAAGUGUUUUUAGGAGUAGUCGUUCACAGUGGUUGUCAGUGUCACAUGGUCCGACUAAUACAGGGAAAAUCUAUGCUCUGCUGGAAAGACAUGACCGAAAAAACCACCUGAGGUUACCAUUUGUGUGAUAUUGAUUCACUUCUUACAAGUGGAAUCCUUAUUUAUGACAUCAUCCAUUGACACAUUUGAUCCAAAUGGAUUCAACCA